GUUGCAGCUUGCAUGUAUAAUGGCAUGCAUGAAGAUCACUGCCUCUUGCUUUCUCUGUAGAUCGCUCGUAGAUCGCUCUCCAGCUCUUCGACUGAGGAAUAAACAUCUGGGAAAAAGGCCCUCCCACUCGGUUCUUUCCUUUCUCCUCUAACCUCGCACACUGGAAGUACGCAGCACGAGCAUCACGCUGACGACAACAUGGUGCGAGCAAAUGCCCUCCAAUUCGAGCUGCUUGACCAGUCCACCCGCUGCGCAGAUGAGAGCCAAAGAGAAUGGUGGCAAAAGACCGGACCUCUACUGGCCAGCUUGAUGAGCUGGGCAGGCUACACGAGCCAGUCCCAGCGUCAGUGUCUGAUCUUCUACCACGCCUGCAUCGUCCCCUAUCUUGGACCGUAUCCCCAGACCUUCCCCAGCGCCAUGACGCACAACGAGCUUCCCCUAGAACUCAGCAUCAACUUCCAACAGCGGGGUGGCGCCAGUCCGGUGAUUCGAGUCGCCGUGGAACCUCUUACCUCUGUUUCUGGCACCAGCCAGGACCCGUACAACCUGAGCCCGAUCCGCGACUUUCUGUCUCGUCUGGAACAGCUCGAUCUGGAGGGAUAUGACAGUCGGGUAUUCGAGCACUUCUACCCCCAGCAUACCCUGAGCGAACGCGAGUGUCGAGACCUGCAGGCGCGAAACGAGGCGAUCCGCGAACUCUCGCAGGUGUCGUUCGGGUUCGACCUCAAGCCCGACGGCAUCGCCGCGAAGGGGUACACGUUUCCGGCCCUGAAAUGCCACGCGGCAGGGACAGAUCUGUGCUCUGUGGUCCUUGGCUCCGUCCGCGCGUAUCUGGGAGCUGCGGACCGGUACAACACGCUGGGUUUGAUGCAGGAGUAUAUCGAAACGACCGACGCAAGGGACAACUUCGGAUUCGUGUUCUCGCAUGACUGCGCGCCGCCAGAGCAGUCCCGCUUCAAGCUGUACGGCCGCACCAAGGACAUCUCCUGGGACAGGGUGCGGGAGAUAUGGACGCUGGGCGGGCGGAUCGACUCGUCCGAGGCCAGCACCGGUCUGGAAUAUCUGCACCAGCUGUGGACGCUGUUGCGGAUGGACGAGCCCCAUCCGCUGGGUCUGCAUCUGGUGUGGAACUACGAAACGAAGGCCGGGUUGACGGCGCCAGCGACUAAGAUCUACUUCCCUUUGUACGGCCUCAAUGACCAGAGCAACGUGCGUGCUGUCGCGCAGUACCUCACGCACAUCGGACUGGAGGAGUAUGGGAAUGCCUACGAGCAGGCUGUCCGAGAUACUUUCCCCGGGUUGGAUAUUCGGCAGACCGAUCGCCUGAUUUGCUGGGUUUCGUUCGCCUAUACGGAGUCGAGGGGGGUGUAUCUGAGUGUUUACUAUCACUCUUCGCUGGAGUAUCCUUGGCUCUCCGACAGCUGA
Messenger RNA from Aspergillus steynii IBT 23096, 1425 nucleotides. RefSeq names its product putative tryptophan dimethylallyltransferase. Gene Ontology annotation, molecular function: transferase activity, transferring alkyl or aryl (other than methyl) groups. The coding region runs from base 199 to 1425 and encodes 408 amino acids. The transcript has 2 exons. NCBI's taxonomy places the organism in Eukaryota, Fungi, Ascomycota, Eurotiomycetes, Eurotiales, Aspergillaceae. Gene Ontology annotation, biological process: alkaloid metabolic process. The record is from RefSeq and is a predicted model, not a curated record.